Messenger RNA from Dothidotthia symphoricarpi CBS 119687, 1728 nucleotides. RefSeq names its product PTPA-domain-containing protein. Lineage: Eukaryota; Fungi; Ascomycota; Dothideomycetes; Pleosporales; Dothidotthiaceae. Gene Ontology annotation, biological process: mitotic spindle organization. The transcript is spliced from 2 exons. Gene Ontology annotation, cellular component: cytoplasm; protein phosphatase type 2A complex; nucleus. The record is from RefSeq and is a predicted model, not a curated record. Gene Ontology annotation, molecular function: protein tyrosine phosphatase activator activity; peptidyl-prolyl cis-trans isomerase activity. The coding region runs from base 1 to 1728 and encodes 575 amino acids.
AUGCCCUUCCAAUCUCUGUCGACGUGUCCGACACUCGAUCUUCUCCACCCAGACAGCAGCCAUGGAUUCACAGUCCCGACAAAACGCAUCAAUGAUGGCGAUGAUGUCACUUUUUUCCUCGCAAGCAAGGCCUAUGCAGACAUCAUGACGUUCAUGUUCCAGCUCAACAUCUCCAUGAUCCCACGAAGAAUCACAAACGAAGAGCAAAGCAUUGAAUUCGUUAAAGAAUGGAGACUUCAAGACCUGGAUGUACCGCAUCCGCCUGUCGUGCAAAGCAUCGCCAAGCUACUUGACGUGCUGGGCGCCGUAGUCAAUGAAGCCCCACCAGAUACGGGACCAAGACGUUUUGGGAAUGUAGCGUUCAGGACGUGGUAUGACAUUGUUCGAGAACGUGUAUCAGAUCUGCUGGACCGAUAUCUACCUGCAGAGGUCCUGGCCUUCAAAUCAUCAUCUGAUGUCUCAGCGAAAGAUGAGCUCGAAGCCUACCUGCUAGGCAGUUUCGGCAGCUCACAGCGUCUUGACUAUGGCACUGGCCAUGAACUCUCCUUCCUCGCUUUUCUAGGGUGCUUGUGGAAACUCGGCGCCUUCCCAGAAUCCGAGGAUGGGGAUCAAGAGCGUGGCAUCGUUCUGGGCAUCAUCGAGCCCUACCUCGUCCUGAUCCGCCGCCUCAUCUUGACAUAUACACUCGAGCCUGCCGGGUCUCACGGAGUAUGGGGCCUCGACGAUCAUUUCUUUCUUUCAUACAUCUUCGGAAGUGCGCAGUUCUCGCCCUCAAUAUCCACUCUUGCAGACGUUACGACCGAGGGUUCGUUGCCAGAUGCACCAAAUCCUGCAGAUGUCGCGAAAGCAAAUGCUGUGGAGCGCGAGAGAAAGCGAAACAUGUACUUCAGCGCCAUUGGCUUCAUCUACGACGUCAAAACCGGCCCUUUCUGGGAGCACAGCCCCAUCUUGUACGAUAUCUCAGGUGUCAAAGCAGGUUGGGCGAAGAUCAACAAGGGCAUGAUAAAAAUGUACAACGCGGAAGUCCUCUCAAAAUUCCCGGUCGUCCAGCACUUCCCUUUCGGCUCCCUCUUCCCCUGGACACCAGAUCCAUCCGCAAUAACAAUCGAAGCCAGCGUGCACACAUCCAGCCAACCGAAAGCCGCAACACCAUCCUCCACAGCGCCAACAGCUCGCCCUCAGCCGGGCCUGCGCGAUCCCAUGGCCGACAUGUCAAGCGGCAUACCCUCCACAUCAGCGCCCUGGGCCAACUCACGCAGCAGCCCAUCUCUCCCUAUCACAUCUGCCCGCCACCCGCCACGCCUCGAACCUCUACCUCUGCGCGCCCAGCCAUCACCUCGGAACCCCAUGGCCAACCCCGCAAAUGGUAUGCCAGCCACGAGAGCGCCCUGGGAAUCCGGACGCAUCACUUCCUGCGUACUUGGACCGAGUGAACCCGAUUUGCCAACCCAAGCUCCGUGGGCGACUAGGACACCUAUUCCCCCCAGGACCAGUUCCUCGGUGCCAAGUGAAGCCAAUCCGCCUUUGUCUGCCCCUCCAAGCGAGCCUGGAAACGCAGCCUGGGCGCGCUCCGUGCCGCAUGCGCCGCUGAGUGAGGCGAGUAUGAAGGCGUUGAGGGAGAGGGGACGGGCGGGCAGUUUGGCACCUGACGCGGCGCCACUUAGGAAGGGAGGUGAGGUGGGUCUGGAAGAGGAUGCUAGGCAGGGGAAGGAUCAGUCAGAAAAUUAG